GGAUCGUUUAAUAUGGAUAAUGACUCUAGAGUGUGGCUAUACUUACUGCUGCAUUAAUGUUAAGGGGUUAGAAUUGCAGGAAACAUCCUGCCACACUGCUGAAGCCCAGAGAGUUGAUGAAGUGUUUGAAAGUGCUUUCCAGCAAGAACACCCACAAGUGUGUUCCCUUAAUGAGCACCUGGAGAAUGUCCUGACGCCAUGAACGGUUUUGCCUGUGAGACUGUAUUCUGAUGCCAGGAAUUUCCUAAAUGGAAUAAUUGAUUUUCCUGAAAACUUGAAGGAAUUUAAAGAUAACCGUGUUAAGGUGCUUGAGUGGGUGCUAAUUCAGCACUGCUCCAAAAGGCCCAGCAUACAGGAGAAUACUCACAAAACUGAGAAUACAGGAGAAUCCUCACCAGUGGUCCUGCUGGCUUCAAACAGUCCACCAUGCCCCAAAUCCCUGGAAGACUUAGAUAGUUCAAAUUCAGACACUGUCCAUGAAAGUUGUGAUAGUAAUAUUUUUGAUAAUGAACCAGCUAUCAAAAACAGGAAGAAAAAAAAACUUAAGCUCAAAGUCUACCUUGUACAAAUUUGCCUAUUCCAGAGUGCAGAUAAGCAUUCUGCAGGCACUGGUACCAAAAAUGAUCUUUACAGGAUGGUCAUGUUGGGACUCACUGCUAUUGACAAAGGACAGCGAGAAGAUGGGGCAUAUAUUCCUUUUGUGGAGUUCAGUUGUUCCCCAUUUCGCUUGCUGAGUUUACCUGAAGAAUGGAGAUCUAACUGCACACCCCAUUCCAAAAUAAUGGAGAUGAGCCCCUUCUUUCCAGACGACUGUUAUCAGUUUGUUCUAAGGGAAUUGGAAUGUUUCCACUCAGAAGGAAGGUCGUGUGUACUAGAAGAAAUUGCAAAGGAUACAGCUUUAAAAGACUUCUAUAUCCACACGGUGAUGGCUUGUUACAUUGGCUUAUUUGGAAUAGACAAUGGCGUGCCUAGUCCUGGUCAGCUAGUAAGAGUAUACAAUGGUGGCUUGCCCUGGUCUGGCACCUUGAAUUGGCUCUCAGAAAAACCAGAGCUUUUCCACCUAGUUCGGAAAGCAUUCAGAUAACUUGUUUUGAUUAUAUACAAGUAUACACUGAAACUAAUGGUUGAUAAAGCAAGUUUGGGUUCAAUAGAAGGCUUUAAGGAACUGACCAACUGCCUCAGAGAGUAUGAGAGGGACUGGUACAUAGGCUUAGUGCUGGAAGAACAGUGGAAGGAAGUGAUUCUAGAAGAAAAGUUGUGUUUGUUCUGCCUGGGGUAUGAGUCUAGUAUGAUCAUUCUGCUGCCAGCCAUAGAACUUGCAAGGACCCACACAGGAAAGCAUAUCAAUAGUGGAAGCCGUGACAGCAACAAACUCCAUCUCAGCCCCAGGCAUAUUUCUGCCACACCAGAAACACUCCAACUGGUAAAACUAGAUCACAAAUAA
Rattus rattus (black rat) is the source of this 1444-nucleotide messenger RNA. Its product is annotated as pecanex-like protein 4. The record is from RefSeq and is a predicted model, not a curated record. The transcript has 4 exons. Lineage: Eukaryota; Metazoa; Chordata; Mammalia; Rodentia; Muridae.